Messenger RNA from Penicillium verrucosum, 3633 nucleotides. RefSeq names its product GTPase-activating protein LRG1. The coding region runs from base 1 to 3633 and encodes 1210 amino acids. The record is from RefSeq and is a predicted model, not a curated record. NCBI's taxonomy places the organism in Eukaryota, Fungi, Ascomycota, Eurotiomycetes, Eurotiales, Aspergillaceae. Gene Ontology annotation, cellular component: cytoplasm. The transcript has 5 exons. Gene Ontology annotation, biological process: signal transduction; actin cytoskeleton organization.
AUGCCCCCCGGUGGACUCCCAGCCAGCCUGGUCGCAGGCAACCCCAGCGGCCGUCCCACCGUUGACACCUCUGGCUACGGGGCUAACUACACGAAAAAUACACCCACAUCUCCCGAGGACAGUUUAAUUCCGUUCGAUUCACCCUCAACACGAACGGGAGGUCCAAGCCCAACCACUCCGGUGAACCAGGAGGAUGGUGGGCGCUCGAGUCGUACCCUGGGUCCUGACCAGGCUGGCUUCCGCGACCGUUCAGCACCCCGAGAUCGCUCGCGAGUGAACGGGCGUCCAAAUAAGUCCCCUGGCGGUUCAUCGCGUCUGUGUCAAAAGUGCGGUGAAUCUCUCACUGGCCAAUUUGUGCGAGCGUUGGGCGGUACUUUUCAUCUGGAGUGUUUCAAGUGCGAAGACUGUGGCGAGAUCGUUGCUUCGAAGUUUUUCCCCGUCGAUUCAGAAGAUUCAAGUUGCCAAUUUCCACUUUGCGAAACCGAUUAUUUUAGACGACUCAGCCUCCUAUGCCAUGAGUGCGGCGGCGCACUACGUGGAUCAUACAUUACAGCGUUAGACCGGAAGUAUCAUAUUGAGCACUUUACCUGCUCCGUUUGUCCGACCGUCUUUGGUGCUCAGGACUCUUACUAUGAGCACGAAAGUAAGGUCUACUGCCACUUUCACUAUUCAACCCAGUUUGCCCAGAGAUGCCAUGGAUGUCACACUGCAAUCCUAAAACAGUUCGUCGAGAUCUUCCGCAACGGUCAAAAUCAACACUGGCACCCCGAAUGUUAUAUGAUCCACAAGUUCUGGAAUGUCCGGUUAUCCCCUGCCGGUCAAACAUGGGAGCCUCCGCCGGUGGAUGAGGAUGCCAGCGAAGAGGAGCGCAAGCAUAUCCGCGACGAAGAAGAUAUUAUGGAGGAGAAGGUCUUUAAUAUUUGGAACACCCUCUCCACCUUUGAAGAAUCAUCCGCCGCUUGCAUCUCAGAUAUGCUGCUUCAUGUGAGCAAUGGCGCUUACAUCGAUGGUGUUCUCGUGGCCAAGCGCUUCAUUGAGCAUGUGGAAAUCCUCUUCGGUGCAGUUGACCAAUUGGCGGAUUAUAUCAAAUCGCACGAGUUAAAAGAACUUUCCUAUGGCCGCGAAGCCAAACUUCUCUGUAAAAAGAUUGUCGCUUUCUUCGCCCUCCUAUCGAAAACCCAGGAAACCGGAGUACGCAAACUCGGCGUCACCCAGGAACUUCUGUCCCUGGUGACUGGUCUUGCCCACUACCUCAAACUCCUUAUCCGCAUCGGUCUACAAGGUGCACUCAAACUUGAACGCGAGAAGUCUGCGCCAGACGGUUUACAAAACUUCCUGGAGCAUCUCCGUGAUCUGGAGUCAUUAGCCGGGCGCGAAGAUGAUGAUACACCCGUCGACCUGAUGGCCGGAGUGGAAGGUUUGGCCGAUCAACUUUCAGAUUGUUGCAUCGCCUGCAAAGAACCAAUUGACGACGAAUGUGUUCAAUUGGGACAGAGUCGUUGGCACAUCAAGCCGCCUCAUCUUUCUUGUAGAUCGUGUGAGAAGGACCUGACCGCUGAUAUCCAAGACGCAUUGUGGAGCGGCAGCGAGGAACAAGUAUACUGCGGCGCUUGCGCCCAUCAGGUGCAACUUGGCCCUGCGGUGACGGGUGGUUUCAGUCAAGUUUCAAAAUUGCAACAAUUUGUUUUCUUACUGAAAGUGGCCCUCGCACGGCUUCUCGCCGUACUUCGGUCCGGGGAACCUUGCCUCAUCCUUCAGGUAGGAUACUUUUACCUUACCCCCAUCCCGCCGGCAGUUUGUCUAACUUGCUUCGCCCCAGACGACCCCAACCUUAAUGAUCAUGACAACAAAGACGGCCGUCGGAUGUCACGCCAGGUUCGACAGUCAUAUGGCGGUGCCCCGCGAGAUGGCUUCGAAGAAACAUCCCUUGAGCAGACCGUCGGCGAGAUGCGUCGGCUACGCUCCAUUCGCAAUGAGCGAACCUUAUCCACAACAUACAAACACGCCCGCGCAUCCAGGAUCAUCAACGGGCCAGAAGGCAGAAGUGCCCGACCGGGGUCAUCUGGCAAUGAUGGCAGUGACCCGAGGGGCCACGGUUUCCAGAUUGUCGAAGAACGGGAUGCCAAUGGCGAAACCGUUACGGAUCUGACUUUCGGGGCUCAGGAUGCUUUGACGCUAGAUGACAUUCCCCGUAUUGUUGCGGCCGAGCAAGCCAAGGAGCAGCGACCUAAUGCCUACAGGCAUGCUGGUACAAAGCUCAUUGGGGGGACAGAGCCGAUGCCCAGGUACAACCAUGGUCAUCAACGGGGAGUAUCGAGUGGAAAUUUGGAGGCCCUCAUGGAGCCAACUCGAACCAAGCGGUACUUCUCGGAAUUAACUGCUUUGGAAUAUUUCAUCGUUCGCCACGUUGCCGUGCUACAGAUGGAACCCUUGGUAGAGGGUUAUUUCAGCAUGGAGGAGCUACUUUCUCUUAUUGAGUCUCGCAAACCGACCAUAUGGAACAUCUUCGGUCGUGCCUUCAAAGACAACAAGAAGGGUAAUAAGAAGAAGGGUGUCUUCGGUGUCGGUCUAGAUUAUUUAGUUGAGAAGGAGGGCACAGAGUCAAGUCACGGUGUUGGCCCUGGUGCGCUCCGCAUCCCGACGUUGGUUGAUGAUUCUGUUUGCGCUAUGCGGCAGAUGGACAUGUCUGUCGAGGGUGUCUUCCGAAAGAACGGCAACAUCCGCCGAUUGAAGGAUACCGCGGAGCUAAUCGACACCAAGUAUGAGCAGGUUGAUCUGACAAAGGAAACUCCAGUACAGAUCGCAGCUCUCUUGAAAAAAUUCCUCCGCGAGAUGCCCGACCCGCUCUUGACUUUCAAGCUACACAGACUAUUUGUCAUCUCACAAAAAAUGGAUGACGCGGAGAAACAGAGGCGACUACUUCACUUGACAUGUUGUCUGCUUCCCAAAGCUCACCGUGAUACGAUGGAAGUCCUGUUUGCCUUCUUAAACUGGACAUCAUCCUUCUCGCAUGUAGAUGAAGAGUCCGGAAGCAAGAUGGACAUUCACAAUCUUGCAACUGUCAUCACGCCUAAUAUCCUUUACCCCAAUGCCAAAAACAGCACAGUGGAGGAGAGCUUCUUGUCUAUUGAAGCCGUUAAUGCCCUGAUCGCGUAUAACGACGCAUUCUGCGAGAUCCCAGAAGACCUACAAUCGGUCUUGGGUGAUCCAACUCUCUUCAGGGAGAAUGCUGAAGUGACAACCAAGGAAAUCCUCAAACGAUAUGGCGAUAUUGCUCGAGGCAGCUUCUCACAGAGACCGGAGAACGGUGGCGAGACAUUCACGAUCACCACCCCCAACCGAACCAACAGCACUCCAGCUUCCGCGCGUAUCGAGACCGAUCCAUCUCAGGAUGCAGCCUGGCAGAUGCAAAGUUCGGUUCGCCAUGUGCCCGGGCCCGGUGGACACUCUCACUCGACAAGCACCAACCCCCAGACAGGGCCUGAUUUUGGUCCUCCCCCCCCAGCAGCAUAUCACCGUGACCGUAGCACCAGCAACAGUAGCCAGCCAAUUGCAGGGGCACCUGAUGGCCAAUCCUCAAAUGUGGCCUACAGGCCGCGUCCGAGUGCAGGUGCCAUGGGUGUUACUGGGUAG